Messenger RNA from Closterium sp. Yama58-4, 1047 nucleotides. Lineage: Eukaryota; Viridiplantae; Streptophyta; Zygnematophyceae; Desmidiales; Closteriaceae. The record is from the annotation of a GenBank genome assembly.
AUGCCUCGCAUGUCGCAUUCUCUUCCUUUCCCUUACCCUCACUUCCGUUCCCCCAUGUCACCUGUGUGUGCUCGUGCCGUGCAGGAUUUAAAGGGAGUCAAAACCGUGGAGGUAUACUAUCGCAACAGCAGAGGCGUUGAGAUCUUCACGAAGCGAUGGCAGCCGUUGGAUGGGGUGGUGAAAGGAAUCGUGGUCUACUGCCAUGGCUAUGGCGACACCUGCACAUACCACUUUGAUGCCGUGGCAGUGAGCCUAGCACGGCAGCAGUACCUGGUGUAUGGCAUGGACUAUGAGGGCCAUGGGUGCUCCCAAGGGCUGCAUGCAUACAUCCCCCGCUUCGACACCAUCAUCGAUGAUGUGGUUGAAUUCACUGAUGCGCUAAGAGCCUCGCCAGCCCUCUCGUCCCUCCCUGUCUUCCUGUACGGCGAGUCAAUGGGCGGCGCAGUGGCCAUCAAGACGCACUGGCGCCGCCCAGAUGCCUUCCGAGGAGCCGUCUUGCUGUCGCCCAUGUGCAAGAUUGCAGAGGAGCUGAUGCCGCCCCCCGUGGUGGUAUCAGCGUUCUUGGCUCUCAACAGCGCCAUUCCCAAGGUCAAGAUGGUUCCGGGGAAGGAUAUCAGCGAUAUUGGCAUGAGAGACCUGGCCAACCGAAAGAGGGCGAAGGACAACCCAAUGUCCAUCAGGGGACCUGCUCGAAUCGGCACAGCUGUUUCGCUGCUGCGGACGACACAGGAGAUUGGUGCACGGAUGAAUGAGCUCUCCCUGCCAUGCUUCAUACUGCACGGCAGUGCUGACGUGGUAACCGACCCGGCACUUUCCAAGGAGCUGCACGCAGCGGCCAGCAGCACCGACAAGACACUCAAGAUCUACGAGGGCUCCUGGCACGGGCUCACUUCUGGGGAGCCAGAUGAUGUGAUUGAGAAGGUGAUUGCAGAUAUUGUUGCGUGGGUUGCAGCGCGCAGCAGCGCUGCUACAGUGGAUUUGAAUGCGGUGGAUGAGAAGCUAUUGGAGCCGCCUUUUAAGGGGGAUAAGGAGAAGGAGGUGGUGUAG